This is a messenger RNA of Salvia hispanica, 1919 nucleotides long. RefSeq names its product protein TIC 55, chloroplastic-like. Gene Ontology annotation, cellular component: chloroplast; cytoplasm. The record is from RefSeq and is a predicted model, not a curated record. NCBI's taxonomy places the organism in Eukaryota, Viridiplantae, Streptophyta, Magnoliopsida, Lamiales, Lamiaceae. Gene Ontology annotation, biological process: protein targeting to chloroplast. Gene Ontology annotation, molecular function: 2 iron, 2 sulfur cluster binding; chlorophyllide a oxygenase activity.
UGAGUGUCCGUUGUUGUGUGGCCAUAAACAAUGCACCAACUCAGCAAGUUACUCAUCUUCUACAAUGUUCAUUUCUCCCUAACACUGUAACCUCAAUCAAAUUCAUCCUCUCCCGCAAAUGGCUCUUCUACAGUUGCCGCCAAUUCUGGCUGCUGCUGCUCUUCCAUCGCACUUGGAGAAACUCCCCAGAACAAACGCGAGGAUAACAUUGUCCACUACUCAAACCCCCUCGAAUCCCCGCCACCAUCAACUGAAGAGGAAUCGCCACAAAUUGAGCGCAGUCGCCGAGGGAAUCGCAGCUGCGGCGGGCGAUGAGAGCGUGAUUCAGGAAGAUGAAGCUGUGGAGCACAAGGAAUCAUCGGCGAGAUACGAUUGGACCGAGGAAUGGUAUCCGCUGUACCUCACCAAUCAAGUGCCCGACGACGCGCCGCUAGGGCUCACAGUGUUCGACAAGCAGGUUGUGCUGUUCAAGGACGGCGAUGGAGUAAUUAGGUGUUACGAAGAUCGUUGCCCCCACAGGUUAGCAAAGCUGUCUGAGGGCCAAUUAUAUGAUGGAAGAUUGGAGUGUUUGUACCAUGGCUGGCAGUUUGAAGGAAAUGGUAAAUGUGUGAAGAUACCUCAGCUCUCAGCAGGUGCGAAAAUCCCUGCAUCGGCUUGUGUGAGGACUUACGAGAUCAAGGAUUCACAAGGCGUGAUAUGGAUUUGGAUGUCGCACAAGACUCCUCCUAAUAUUGAAAAGAUCCCUUGGUUUGAGAAUUUUGAUAGACCUGGUUUUCGAGAUGUUUCAACCAUCCAUGAGCUCCCGUAUGAUCAUUCCAUCCUUUUAGAGAACCUCAUGGAUCCUGCUCAUGUUCCUAUCUCACACGACAGAACGGAUUGGACAGCUAAAAGGGAGGAUGCCACUGCUCUAUUUUUUGAGGUGGUGGAAAGAACUGAUCGAGGCUUUGCAGGCCAUUGGGGUAGAGAGAAAGAUCGGUCAAUUCCAGACUACAUACCGAACUUUCUGAGGUUUGAGGCGCCUUGUGUGCUUCAGAACAACCGGGAAAUUGUUGACAAGAAUGGUGAGAGGAACUACUUCACGGGGCUGUUUCUAUGCAGGCCAUCUGGACAGGGGAAGUCAAUGCUUAUAGUCAGGUUUGGGAAUACAAGACAGCCACCACCCAUGUUGAAACUGUUUCCUCGAUGGUACUUCCAUCAGAAUGCUUGUAAGGUAUUCGAGCAAGAUAUGGGCUUCCUUUCAUCUCAGAACGAAAUCCUUAUGAAGGAGAAAGUUCCAACAAGGAAGCUUUACAUCAAUUUGAGGUCAUCAGAUGUUUGGGUGGCUGAGUACAGGAAAUGGAUGGAUAAAGUGGGGCAUGGGAUGCCUUACUACUUUGGGCAUAGCUCGAUUUCUCUGCCAGAAAUUCCAGCAGUAGUUGAGCAUGCUCCGGCUGGAUUCGUUGCCAAUUUCUCAGCCUCUCAGCCAGCUAAGGGUGGGAUUGGGACAAUGGAAGCACCAAACCCUGCCAACAGAUACUUUCGGCAUGUGGUCCAUUGCAAGGGGUGCAUGAGCGUCGUGAAAUCUUCUCAUUCGUGGAAGAACGCUCUAUCCGUUGCUGCUGCCGUAUCCACGACAUUGGCAAUUCUUGUUUCCGCAAGGCAGUGGAAGGUGCUGUUCCUGCUCUCGACUGCAGUUCUGUUGGCCGGGGUACAAAUCUGUUCAACUAUCAUUGCAAUGAACACAACCAACUUCAUCAGAACGCAUAGAAGGAUGUGAUUCAGGAGAGUAAAUUAUAAGUUUUCAUUUCUUACAAAUUUUAGGUGUGCUGUAUUGAUUUCUCAGUGGCUCAGGAUUUGCUCAUUCCUGGGUAAGUAUGUAUUGGUUUUACAUCUGUAUGCUAGGUUAAAAUUUCUGUUACAUAAAACAUGUUUGUUUGCAA